AUGUCGAUUUCUGAAUUCCUCUGUCGGGUAUGUGGUCGAGAAGCUCAUGGAAAUCAUUUCGGUGUUUUUAGCUGUCGCGCCUGUGCAGCGUUUUUCAGAAGAGCAGCCAACUCAAAAUAUCUUCACAAAAAAUGUCAGAGAGGUGGAUUGAAUUUAGAAAAAUGUACCUGUAAGCCAUGUCGAUUGAGAAAGUGUAUCGAAAUGGGGAUGAGCACUGAAAAAUUUCAAUACAAUCGAGACAUAAUCCAUCCGAUCGAGAAUACUCAGAUUUGCCUCACUCCAAGCAUGUCACAUUUUGUUGGCCGUCCAGAAUUUGUUUUGUUCUGCGACCCUUCUAUACCAACAUAUUCAACUUUCAACUCGACAGUUUGGAUAGAUGUCCAACACCUGGUCACAGAAGCGUCACGUCUUCUGGACGAAGGAUGCGAAUCCCCGAUAUUUUCUGAGAAUCAGCUGAAAAAACUAACUCUGAGUUUCAAGUUUGUGAAGUUAGACACCGAGAAUUUGAAAGUUUUUGAAAAAAUGGGACAGACCGAGUUCCUGGAUAUAAUCGAGUACUAUUUUGUGACGGUUACCAAGUGGAUCAGUCACUUUGAUCAGUUUAAGAAGUUGGAUAAAAAUCUUCAGAUGAAACUCAUCCAAAUAAUAUGGCAUGUCUGGAGUAAAAUUCAUAAGUGUGUGACCACUGCAAUGUAUCGAAAAAUACAUAAUAAUGUGAAUCCGACACAGAAAAUAAUGAGAAAUAACGUGUUGGAUCGAGAAAGAGCGAAAUUGGAUACCAGCUGGAUGAGCGAUUAUCCAUCGGAAUAUGUAACAAAGUAUAUGUUUUCACAAAAUGUAUACGAUUUUGACAUUACAAGUGCAAUCGAGCAGUUGGAUCCUUCGGAUGUAGAACUAACCUACAUGUUUGCUCAAAUGUGUUUUGAAUACGCCGGAAAAAGGUUCCCUGGAGAAAUUCAAAAAAUUACGGACCAUUUUCAACAAGUUUUAUCAAAUGACCUCCAUGAAUAUUACGUGACUGAACAGAGGCGUCCACGGUACUUUCAUAGAUUGAGUGAACUGAUGAAAGUGAAUAAUUUGAUUCAGGUUGGUAGAAAAGUGACACUAUUUUUGACAAAACAAAUUACAGAAAUCAAUUUGGGAAACGAGAUCUUAUCGGGAGUUGGGGAAAGUGUUCAAUGUGCUGAAAAUACAGUUUUCUCAUCCAGAGAUGUUCGAGGAUUCUCCGUUCAACAGCAGUGCGUCUAA
Messenger RNA from Caenorhabditis remanei, 1248 nucleotides. RefSeq lists its product as uncharacterized. Bases 1 to 1248 code for a protein of 415 amino acids. The record is from RefSeq and is a predicted model, not a curated record. NCBI's taxonomy places the organism in Eukaryota, Metazoa, Nematoda, Chromadorea, Rhabditida, Rhabditidae. Gene Ontology annotation, molecular function: DNA-binding transcription factor activity; zinc ion binding; sequence-specific DNA binding. The transcript has 6 exons. Gene Ontology annotation, biological process: regulation of DNA-templated transcription.